This is a messenger RNA of Gossypium arboreum, 2678 nucleotides long. Its product is annotated as probable folate-biopterin transporter 3. The transcript is spliced from 5 exons. Gene Ontology annotation, cellular component: membrane. Bases 283 to 1788 code for a protein of 501 amino acids. NCBI's taxonomy places the organism in Eukaryota, Viridiplantae, Streptophyta, Magnoliopsida, Malvales, Malvaceae. The record is from RefSeq and is a predicted model, not a curated record.
UAUAAAUAGGAAAGCUCACAAAUUUGUUAUGGAUAUAUGGGAAUUACGUUAACAACACUACCGUAUUAUUCAAGACAAGAAAAGGACAUUCAAAGCAGGACAUCCCUAAUUCAAUUUUGAUUUCCUUGUUUACAUAUAUUGAACCAUCCACCUCCUCCUCUUUCAUCAAACCGUCCAAAAUUCUCGGGUCUUGUCUGAUCUUUCUCCAACUCUGGGGUCCCAAACCCCCCAUGUUUUGAACAGAUUCAUUUGCCCAAAUCAAAACAGAAUCCAGUUUUUGCAAUGAUGGAAGAACGGGAAGACAGCGAGACAAAGCCACUUCAUCAGGAUGCAGGAGGUAGCCAUGUGAGAAGGAUUAACCCCAAGAAAGGUAUUCUGGAAAUGAUGUUAAGACCAAUACGAUGGUUAAGAAUGUUGAGUGAAGAGUUGCAUUGGAGCUUUGUGUUGGGAGUGGUGAUAGUUUACGGAAUCAGUCAGGGUUUUGGUGUUGGCUUGAGUAGAGUUAGCACACAGUACUACAUGAAAGAUGAGCAGAAGGUACAACCCUCUCAAGCGCAGGUCUUGAUUGGGAUAAUCCAUUUUCCUUGGAUUGUUAAGCCUCUUUGGGGCCUCCUUACUGAUAUUGUCCCCAUUCUUGGUUACCGGAGACGGCCUUAUUUCAUUUUUGCUGGGUUUCUUGGUGUGAUCUCAAUGCUAAUUCUAUCACUCCAUAAGAAUCUGCAUCUUGGUUUUGCCUUGUUAUCGCUGGUGGCAGGAAGUGCUGGUAUUGCAAUUGCUGAUGUGGCUAUUGAUGCCUGUGUCACACAACAUGCUAUAAGUCAUACUUACCUUGCUGGUGAUAUGCAGAGCUUGUGUGGGAUGAGCUCUUCUAUUGGAGCAUUGUUAGGAUUCUCGCUUAGUGGCUUCUUUGUUCACCUAGUUGGAGCUAAGGGUGUAUUUGGGUUGCUUGCAAUCCCUGCUAGCCUAGUUGUUUUGGUUGGAAUCUUGUUGAGAGAAUCCCAAGUGCGCAACUUUGCUUAUAGAAGAGUAAAGGAGAAAAUUGUAGAUGCUAGCAAGGCUAUGUGGACAACACUGAAAUGCCGGGAUGUUUGGCGACCGUGUUUAUACAUGUAUUUGUCUCUUGCACUAGGCUUACAUAUCCAUGAAGGGAUGUUCUACUGGUAUACAGAUGCAAAGGAGGGUCCAUCUUUCUCACAGGAAGUUGUUGGAUCCAUAUUCUCUGUUGGUGCCGUGGGCUCUCUUUUUGGGGUCCUUCUGUACCAAAACUUCUUGAAAAACCAUCCUUUUCGUGAUAUACUUUUUUGGGCCCAGCUGUUGCAUGGUGUUUCUGGAUUGCUGGAUUUGGUAUUGGUGUUGCGUAUAAAUUUGAAACUUGGUAUGCCAGAUUAUUUCUUUGUGGUGGUUGAUGAAGCAGUUUCUCGUAUGAUUGGGCGUAUUAAAUGGAUGCCUUUUCUCGUACUUAGCUCCAAGCUUUGCCCAUCUGGUAUAGAAGGCACUUUCUUCGCUCUAAUCAUGUCAAUUGAUCAUAUAGGAUUGCUUUCAUCAGCCUGGUCAGGAGGCCUAGUGCUCCACAUGUUGAAUGUUACACGUACACAAUUUGACAACCUUUGGAUAGCCAUUGUUAUCCGGAGCCUGUUAAGACUUAUUCCAAUCGGGUUCCUAUUUUUGAUACCUAGAAGUGAUCCGAACUUGUCCAUCCUUCCAUCUGAGAUGUUGAGGACAAAAAGGGGCAAUGAUGUACUUGAACCUGAGAAUAUUGAAAUGGCUACUCUUGUCAAUAGCAUCUGACUUGAACCUGGGCUGGUAUUUAAGGCAUAACCUCUCCAAAAGUGAACAUCGUUUUUCUUUUUGAGAAGUUAUUGUAACAAUUAUGUUUUAGAAUGUUUGAGACUUAGACAUGCGAGGACGUCUUCUUUUUUGUCCCUAUGCAGUAUUAUGUUUCCGGAGGUAUGGUUGCCUUUGAAUCAUUUGCUGAAGCAUCUGAACCUGUGCUCAAGGGAGUUCUUAUUAUCUGGAAAUUCUGGCUUUACUCAGUUGCCACUUUGCCUGUAGCAUUAGAAAUGUUGAGUCCGGACAGUUUCAAGAUAUGUUGCAGGUCCUCUCUCCAUCUGUCUCUCACUCUCUGCUUCAACUUAAUUGAUUUCAUCUGAUCUCUGAUUCUAGUGGUUAUGUGUGUAUUGUAUAAUAUGUGCAUUUCGGCUAAAAUGGCAAUGGAAUUAGUUACAUUGUCAUUGCUUUGUCAGAGACACAAACUGAUUUACACACUGAAAAUCUUUCUUCAUACAUUGAAAUAAAUAGUACAAGGAUAUUCAUUUAACAUGAAAAUUAAACUCUUGCCUCUGCUGUCGAAGUAGUGUUAUUUCUGGCAAUAGCUGCCAACCCCCCCAACCCCCAUUUUUAACAUUUACUAACCACUCAGGAAAUCUUGAGUGGCUAACAUAAUCUGUACCUUCAAUUCUCCCUGUGGAGUAAUAUGUAUAUAAUAUGAAUUAAGAAAGAUGGUAGGGUAUAGGUAUUGUUAAUUGCCAACACAUCACUUGGCUUAGAAAAGAUGAUGGUUAUAUGUGUAUAUAUAUAUAUAUAUAUGUAUCUCCAAAGCUGCCAACCAUUGCUAUUUUUUUCUGCUCAAGUAAAACUGCAACUUUCCUGCGCAAAUCCCAACUUAGACCCCUUUGUAU